AUGCACUGCCGCACGUCCGGUGUGACCGGCCACUAUGCUAACAACGACGCUCACGCCUUGGAUAUCGCGCGGCGCUUUGUCAGCAACCUCAACUACCGCAAGCAGCCUUUCGUCACGCAGACGCCGGUCGAGGAGCCGCUGUACUCGCCAAACGUGCUUGGCGGCGUCAUUCCUGUAGACUCCCGCAAGCCGUUUGACGUGAGGAAGGUCAUUGCCCGCAUCGUGGACGGCAGUCGUUUCGACGAGCUCAAGAAGGAGUACGGCCCCAUCAUGAUCACGGGCUUCGCGCGUUUGUACGGGAACCCAGUGGGUAUUGUGGCCAACUAUGACAUCUUGUUCUCCGAGUUCUCCGUCAAGGCCGCUCACUUCAUCGAGUUGUGCAGCCAGCGCGGGCUUUAUGGUGGGUAA
This is a messenger RNA of Phytophthora sojae, 408 nucleotides long. RefSeq lists its product as hypothetical. Gene Ontology annotation, biological process: L-leucine catabolic process. The transcript has a single exon. The coding region runs from base 1 to 408 and encodes 135 amino acids. Gene Ontology annotation, molecular function: methylcrotonoyl-CoA carboxylase activity. NCBI's taxonomy places the organism in Eukaryota, Oomycota, Peronosporomycetes, Peronosporales, Peronosporaceae. The record is from RefSeq and is a predicted model, not a curated record. Gene Ontology annotation, cellular component: methylcrotonoyl-CoA carboxylase complex; mitochondrion.